GACGAGAAGAAUCUCUAGGUAUAAAAGCAUUCAAGUCCUCUGUCUAUUCCCACGAAACCAUCCAUAAAGGAACAACCCAAAGAUUGCAUCCAUUCCAUUUCCUUGCGCUGCAUCAAAAAUCUCUACAUAGGCUUGAAUCACAAUGUCUUUUCGCUCUAUCUUGUCUCUUGCCUUGGCCUCCAAGGCUGCCCUGAGUGCUGGCGUGGCUCCUCGGGACACCUACUACUGCACCUUCUACACAGACGACCUCUGCGAAAACCGCUCUGGCUCCGUCAACUAUGCCACCAACAACGAUGGCAUUUUCCAGAACGGUGGCCCCUACUUUUCCUGCCACACCCCUGAUGAGAUCAGUCUAAUCUCUUACCCACCUGGCGACUCGAAUGGCGACAACCCUGAUCACUGCCACGUCUUUGCACCCAAUGAAGCCGACGCAUGCACACACCUCGACGAUUUGGAUUUCACAACUGGUGACGGAGGCUACUAUCGCAUCACAUUCGACAAGACCUGCCCCUCGGUCUCUAAACGUGAAACGGAAAUGCCGAAACGGAAUGCAAACUAUUUAAUCUUUUACGAUGACCCUGCAUGUGAACAGCAGAGUGGAAGCGUUCAUUAUUCUGUUGACAAUCAGGGCUGCUUCGAAAAUGGUGGCGCUUAUGCAGCGUUUGAUGGAGGAGACGAUUUCGAUUGGCAUAUUGAGCAGUACUCGGGUACUGGAGAUUAUGAAUGCACACCCUCCAUGGAGGCAUGUGUGCAUUCGGACCCAUUUGUUACGUCAAUUCCUAAUCCUUGUGUGCAUCUGGAUAGUAUCGGAUUGAAAUCUGGCACUGACAAUGAGCUACUAUCAAACUACUGCAGUUAA
Talaromyces stipitatus ATCC 10500 is the source of this 859-nucleotide messenger RNA. RefSeq lists its product as uncharacterized. The transcript is spliced from 2 exons. The record is from RefSeq and is a predicted model, not a curated record. Bases 143 to 859 code for a protein of 238 amino acids. Lineage: Eukaryota; Fungi; Ascomycota; Eurotiomycetes; Eurotiales; Trichocomaceae.